Molecule: messenger RNA, 132 nt
Organism: Phaethon lepturus (White-tailed tropicbird)
Lineage: Eukaryota; Metazoa; Chordata; Aves; Phaethontiformes; Phaethontidae
Exons: 1
Source: RefSeq, a predicted model, not a curated record
CAUCCUUAUCCCCAUCCAUCCCAUCUUCAUCCUCAUCUCCAUCCUCAUCCAUCCCCAUCUUCAUCCCCAUUCUCAACUAUCUAUGCCCAUCUUCAUCCCCAUCCGUCCUCAUCCCCAUCCACCUGCAACAGG